AUGACUUUCGCAUUUACUAAUUGUAUGGAUAAGGAUAUGUUUGUAAUGGGGGAUACGUCUACAAAUUAUAUGGAGGAUACUUUUACAAAUAAUAUGGAACAUUAUUUUACAAAUUAUACGGAAAAUACGUUUACAUAUCAUAUGAAGAAUUCAUUUACCAACUCUAUGUGGAAUACGGAAGAUACAUUCUUAAAUUAUACGGAAAAUACAUCUAUGAAUAAUGCAAUGCAGAUAAAUGCUUCUAAUACCCUAGCUGCUAAUGAAGACACCAGAGUGGAUAAAGACAUAAGAAUGGAUAAAAGUAUUGAA
Messenger RNA from Cetraspora pellucida, 309 nucleotides. NCBI's taxonomy places the organism in Eukaryota, Fungi, Glomeromycota, Glomeromycetes, Diversisporales, Gigasporaceae. The record is from the annotation of a GenBank genome assembly.